Drosophila arizonae is the source of this 1531-nucleotide messenger RNA. RefSeq names its product snail (gene sna). NCBI's taxonomy places the organism in Eukaryota, Metazoa, Arthropoda, Insecta, Diptera, Drosophilidae. The record is from RefSeq and is a predicted model, not a curated record. Gene Ontology annotation, molecular function: RNA polymerase II cis-regulatory region sequence-specific DNA binding; DNA-binding transcription factor activity, RNA polymerase II-specific. Gene Ontology annotation, biological process: regulation of DNA-templated transcription.
UAUUGCUACCUAGCGACGUACACGUGCGCCCUGCGUCGGCACAUGAGUGAGUGUGCGUGUAUGAGUGUGUGAACUGAAGAAGAACCACCACCAAAUGGCAGGCAGCAACAGCAGCAGCAGCAGCCCCGAGCAUAUAAAAGAGCUCGCUCGGCCCUCGACCUGUCACAGCAACCUCAUCGUUCGUUGAGUAAGCAACUCGCUCGAUCUCGCAUCAAUCUCUCUCUCUAGUGCUACGGAACUACGCGUUACCGAAAAACGAUCAUAUCCACAACUCACACAUUAACUUUACACAAAAACACUCACACAAUCGACGACAUGGCCGCCAACUACAAGAGCUGCCCGCUGAAGAAGCGCCCCAUCGUCUUUGUGGAGGAGCUGCCGCAAACGGAGGCCUUGGCAUUGACCAAGACCUCACAGUUUGCCCCAGUGCAGCAGCCACAAUACCAGGAGGAACAGCCACAGGAUCUGUCGCUCAAGCGCAAGGCCUGUGACAUUGAAUUCGAGGAUUAUGAGCUGCCGGCGAAGCGUGAAUACGUGCUGAAUCUGUCGAAGACGCCAGUGACACCACGCCGCGCCAGCUCUCCGCUCAGCUCGGCGCUGCUCUCGCCGCCCGCCGAGCCCAGCAGCCAGGAUUACCAGCCCACUGAUAUACACAUGCGCGGACUGACAGCCGCCACCGCCGGCUACACAACGAAUCCCUAUCAAUCGGCCUUUGUGCUGGCCGCCGGCUGCAAUCCGAUCUCAGCGCUGUGGAAUAGCUAUCAGCCGCAUCUGAAUGCCGCCGCAUUCCCAUCGCCGGCCAGUUCAUUGGCCUCGCCGCACUCGGUCUACAGCUACCAGCAGAUGACGCCGCCCUCGAGCCCUGGCUCGGAUGCCAGCUCCGAGCCGGAGGAUCUCUCGGUGCGCAACGACAUUCCGCUCCCAGCACUGUUCCACCUCUUCGACGAGGCGCGCAGCAGUGCCGGCAGCCAGAGCAGCAACAGCAGCAGCAGCAGCGUCGCCAACUACUCCUAUGCGGCCAGCAUUGGCUCCGGCUCGAGCAGCAGCAACAACAACACGAAUUCCUCGGCUGCUGCCAAAAACUAUCGCUACAAAUGCGAUAACUGCCAGAAGAUGUACUCCACCUCCAUGGGACUGUCCAAGCACCGCCAGUUCCACUGCCCGGCCGCCGAGUGCAACCAGGAGAAGAAGCAGCAUUCGUGCGAGGAGUGCGGCAAGCUCUACACCACCGUUGGAGCACUCAAGAUGCACAUCCGCACCCACACGCUGCCCUGCAAGUGCCCCAUCUGCGGCAAGGCCUUCUCCCGUCCGUGGCUGCUGCAGGGCCACAUUCGCACCCACACGGGCGAGAAGCCCUUCCAGUGCCCCGACUGCCCGCGCUCCUUUGCCGAUCGCUCCAAUCUGCGUGCCCACCAGCAGACGCACGUCGACGUCAAGAAGUACGCCUGCCAGGUGUGCCACAAGUCCUUCUCGCGCAUGUCGCUGCUCAACAAGCACACCAGCUCCAAUUGCACCAUUACAAUUGUCUAGA